AAUAAAAUUAAAAAAAACAACAUGUUUACUUUUACUCCGAUAAGUUGAUAAAAUUUUUUUGAAUCAAUUAACAAAAAGUUAGUUAAUUAAAUAUUUGAAAACUAGUCAUAAUAAUUUAGUUGACAGGUGUAAAAUAAAAGUGAUACUAAAUUAUUAUAUUUACAUAUAUAUUUUUAUGUAUUGAUAUUUAAAAUGACUGAGGAAGUUAAAAAACUUGAUAGUAACAGCGAUAAUUCAGCAACAAAUAAUGCGAAUCCUUUGCCAGCUGAGAACCAUCACCAGGAUGUCGAGGUGUCGAAAAAUAAACCGGACAAUAAAAAAGAAAAAUGCAAACCAAUGACUAAGGUCGUAAUUAGAAGAUUGCCACCAUCGAUGUCUCAAGCACAAUUUAUUGAUCAAGUAUCUCCACUUCCUGACAAUGAUUAUCUCCAUUUUGUAAAAGCUGACAUGUCAUUGGGACAAAAUGCAUUUUCACGAGCCUACAUAAAUUUUAUUGACCAGCAGGACAUAUUUGUAUUCCGCGAAAAAUUUGAUAAUUACGUGUUCGUUGAUGCUAAAGGUGUCGAAUAUCCAGCAGUUGUGGAGUUCGCGCCCUUUCAAAGACUGCCAAAAAAACGUGUCGGCCGUAAAAAAGAUCCCAAAUGCGGCACCAUCGAGGCUGAUACUUAUUACAUUAAUUUUCUUGAGAGCUUGAAGAAUCAGGAGGCUGAUGCGGCUGUUCCUCAGCCUAAAACUGAGUACUCAUAUCAGCCAUUUGAUAAUACUCAGAAGAGAGUGACGACUACGCCAUUGCUGGAGUAUUUGAAACAACGGAAAGCUGAAAAACAGCGUGUCCGAGACGAAAAACGUGAGGAGAGACGACGACGGGAUAUUGAAAGACGUCGGUCUAAAGAUGAACCGCCCAUGGUAUCAAAGGUAUUAAAAAACCCGGAAGCUGAGCGCGAAAGUAAUCGUGACAAUAAAGAAAAUGACAAAGAAAAAAUAUUACCAAAAGAAUUAAAAAACCGUAAGAGAGAGGACACUAGACGUGACAAAGUAUUACCGGCUCGUGAUCGGGACACUAAAGCUUUGGGUAAAAGUUACAGAGAUCGCGAAGAUAAAAAACAUGACCGAGAUAAUAAACAGGGUAAUAAAAAGUAUGAGGAUAAAAAAUCAUACAGGCGAGACGAUUAUGGAAAAGAGGAGAGACGAGAAUCCAAAGGUUCGAGAGAAGAUGCUGGCGCUGGAACUGGUACCGGUGCUGGUACUGGUGGUGGUAAUUAUCAUAAGGAAAAAUUGGCUGAAGAAAGAAAAGGCAAAAGCUAUGAGAAAAUGAGACAAGAAAAGCGACGACUUGCUGAUGCCAAGAAAGAUGAAGUUGAUUUACCCAAAGAUAAAGGACGGGAAGUUGAUCUGAAUAAAUGUGAAACCAAAAAAGAUGUCACUGUUGAUUUAUUGCCGAGCACAUCUGGCGAAUGUGAUGACAAGAGUAAUGAUUGCAAGAGUUCGAAUGAAUUGCCGGACAAUCCAAAGGAUGAAAAAGUUGCCGAUUGUAAAUUUGUUGGAUCCAUUAAAACUGAGGAGACGAAUAAAAGUGAGACUAAAGUGCGGAACGUAAAGAUUCCGAAACGAAGGAGUUCCUUGGAGAGUGGUGGCGACGGAGGCGGUGGAGACGGUGCGUUUCUUCGUCGACACAAAUCACUGGACGGUGGAGACGAGGACAACUUGAGAAAAAACGAACAUGAGUAUAAAGACAAAGACAAAAAGGAUCCGCGCCUAGAACGACGAAUUAGAAACAAAGAUCGGCCUGCAAUGGAAAUCUAUCGCCCGGGAAUGGGUAAAUUUAGUAAACAGCGUUUAGAGCGCGAGAAAUCAAAUCACGAUGAUCGAGCUUCAUCGUCUGAAAGUCCUACACCUGGUAAAGGUUCUAGUAAAAAUGAUUUGACAUCUACCUCAUCCGAGUUGCGCUCAAUGACAUUUAAACGGAGUGUCAGUCGUGACAAUCCUUGAUUGCGCUGCUAAAUUUAUCUUUCUUCCUUUUUAUUUAAAUUGUUUUAACUAAAGUCGUUUAUUUCCAUAACUUUGCUGACAAGACUUCUGUCAGUCCUUAGAAAUGUAUGUUAAUAAAAAUAUAAUAAAC
Microplitis mediator is the source of this 2119-nucleotide messenger RNA. RefSeq names its product regulator of nonsense transcripts 3A (gene Upf3). Gene Ontology annotation, cellular component: cytoplasm; nucleolus. Gene Ontology annotation, biological process: positive regulation of translation; nuclear-transcribed mRNA catabolic process, nonsense-mediated decay. Gene Ontology annotation, molecular function: mRNA binding. The transcript is spliced from 5 exons. Lineage: Eukaryota; Metazoa; Arthropoda; Insecta; Hymenoptera; Braconidae. The record is from RefSeq and is a predicted model, not a curated record. Bases 193 to 1989 code for a protein of 598 amino acids.